Messenger RNA from Drosophila teissieri, 1252 nucleotides. Its product is annotated as cathepsin D. The record is from RefSeq and is a predicted model, not a curated record. NCBI's taxonomy places the organism in Eukaryota, Metazoa, Arthropoda, Insecta, Diptera, Drosophilidae. The coding region runs from base 2 to 1117 and encodes 371 amino acids. Gene Ontology annotation, molecular function: aspartic-type endopeptidase activity. The transcript has a single exon. Gene Ontology annotation, cellular component: lysosome. Gene Ontology annotation, biological process: proteolysis; cell death.
GAUGCUUCGAGUUUGGUUUUUCUUGCUCGCGGGUCUAAGUUUAGUCUUUGCGACUAGAAAAAUUCUAAGGGUACCGCUUUAUGUUAGGAGGAGCUUCAAUGGAAGUGAAGUCUUCCUGGCGAAAAAUUCAACCAAAGGAAGUGAAACACUUCAGCUGCUGCUACAAUCGCACAACAAUAUGGAAUAUUAUGGGACCAUAUCUAUGGGAAACCCUAGGCAAAACUUUAGUGUGAUCUUCGACACAGGAUCUUCGAACACGUGGUUACCCUCUGUGAACUGCCCGAUGAGUAAUUCAGCUUGUCAAAAUCACCGCAAGUAUAACUCUUCCGGAUCAAGUAGUUAUAUUCCUGAUGGCAGAAACUUCACCCUGCGAUAUGGAUCGGGAAGGGUGGUGGGUUAUCUAUCAAAGGACACCAUGCACAUUGCUGGAGCUGAGUUACCCUCCCUCACAUUCGGAGAAAGUCUAUUCCUUCAACACUUUGCCUUUAGUGCCGUAAAAUUUGAUGGACUAGUGGGCUUGGGUCUCGGAGUUUUGUCCUGGACCAAUACGACACCCUUUUUGGAACUCCUGUGCGCCAACCGAUUGGUUGAGAAAUGUGUAUUUUCGGUUUACCUCCGUCGAGAUCCGAGGGAGAUAGUCUUCGGCGGUUUUGACGAAACCAAAUUUGAAGGAAAACUGCAUUAUGUGCCAGUCAGCCAAUGGCGUACUUGGCGUACUUGGAGUCUUGAAAUAACCAAAACUUCAGUGGCAACUAAGCAAAUUGGCGGUAAAAGUAAUGCCAUCUUGGACACGGGAACAUCACUGGUUCUUGUGCCCCAACAAACAUACCAUAACCUGUUGAACACCUUAUCAGCUAAGCUACAAAAUGGUUAUUUUGUGGUGACAUGCAGAAGUGAACCCCUGCCAAAUAUUAAUAUUCUCAUCGGAGACAUGGUAUUUCCCCUAACACCCAGCAGUUAUUUAAUGGAAGUUAUAUUGGAUCGUAAACCAGUUUGUGUGUUGGCCAUUGCUCCCAUUAACAGGGGAUUUUGGGUACUGGGCGAUAUCUUUCUCCGCCGAUACUAUGCGGUUUUCGAUGCCACAGAAAGGAGGAUCGGAUUGGCCCAAGCUAAGUGAAGUAAUUGAUAAGUAUAUAAAGUGUAUAUAUUAUUUAUGGAUGGUUUAUUUAUUUAUAUACUGUGUGGCCAAAAACACAACAUCCGAAUAUUGUUUUAUAUCAUUUUUUAACCGUUUGUAUUUGGCGUUACAUUA